GACAAGCAAGAUUCGGUCGUGAUUAUUCAUUUUAUUUCUAUUUAAAUUCAUUUCAACCAUUAAAUAUCGUCAGUAUAUGGUAAGAAAGUUAGGGCUUUGUAUAUUUGAGAUGGUUUUAACACGUGAUUAAACCAGUAUCAUUGAUAAUCUUCGACAAUUUUGAGGUUGAUAACGCAUACAGGUUAUGCAUACUGUGCAUAAAGCCGGGUUCAGACGGUGCGAGUAAGCAUACGAGUAGGUCUAGUCAGUUACUGCAGUGCAGCUACUCACACCGUGUGAACACAUCAUGCCAGUUAGUGUCAUGUGUAAUCCGGCGUGCGAGCUACUUCAAAGUUUUUUGAAUUCACUCGCACUCGCAACUCUCAAAACGUCAAAAACAGAAUUUAGCCUCCGAAUCAGGGAUGCCAAAUGUAAAGACAUGUCUCUAUUUUUAAGGUAUUUGAAAAUAUGCGAAGAUAUUUAUAGACUUGAAAAUUAUUGGAAAAACAAAUAAAACCCUCAUAGUUUCUAAACGAAAUCGUUGUUAUUUUGAUAUGCACGCUGGCUGGGCACGCUUUCUUUUUGAGAUAGCUUUCUUGAGAAUCUCUAAUAUAGAAUCAUUAUCAGGCAUAAUUUUAAUUCAAAAUUUACUCACAACUUGCAAAGAAAGUAUUGUUCUAAAAACAUAAUACACAUCCGAUUUUAAAAAGUACAUUUUCAUUCAUUAUUUCAAUUUUGACGCGUAUUUAUUCCACCUGCAAAUCUACCAUCAUUUUUAUUUCAAAAAUUGGUACACGAAGCUGCUGGCAAGGCAAACUAAAUAAAAUUUAAAAAAAAUCUUUUAGGUUGUCAUUUAUAGCAUCACAUACUUCCGGAAUUAUCUUAGCUAUGAAUGCUUUCGAGAUUCUAAAAAAUAUCGACAACAAUCUGAACGAUAUUCCAGAAGCAAGGCACAUCAAUGUCGUUUUUUAAUUUCACUCUUGCAGGUAUAGCAUCCCUCAUGAGUGUAUCUUGGCGUUGUAUUUUUGGACCAAUGGAAUCCAACAGUGUUUCCUCUAAUUCAGGUGUUUUUCUCAACACUGCUCUGUACUCCAGAGGAUCAUCAUCAAAGAGUUCCUUCCAUAUUUUUUUUAUUGCUCCUUUUCCUUGCAUUCAAUUCCUGGCCCAAAUCAUUUCGCCUUUCUGCUUUUUCGGAUAGUACCUUCAGUUCGAAGAAAUUCAGCACAAAGUAUUUUUAUUAUAAAAUUGUGCAACUAAAUAAAAUAUAUUCAUCUGAAAACCUGAGACGAAUACUGCCUAUAGAGAAGUCGAAUUCAGAUCAAUCAUCUGUCAAAUUCGGACCUGAUUGCUGUUUCUGACUAUUUGAUGGACAUUUCAAAAAUCAUCUGGCAUCCCUGGUAAGCCAAUGCUGCAGUAUCUAGUUUCGCGUCAGCAUCUCACACUGUGUGAACGGACAAGGCGAGUCAACCAAUUGUCAAGCGAGUUCACCGGGUCAGUAGCUACUAAUUCUCAAGUCAGCUACUAGCAACGUAUAAAUGGGCCUUAAUGGUGAUGAAAUCGAUAUCAUAUUAGAUAUAUUAGAUGAUAUCAUUGAUAAUGUAAGGGUCGAUACGAGAAGGAUUUGCAGUAUUUUCAACGCAACACAUGCUACUCACAUGCUUAUUUAAUUGAGAAAAAGUAAAAGUUACAACACUUAUACCAAGCAAUUCUUCGAAAUAUACAUACCACAUUGUAAAAUGACGAUUUUCUAACCUUUUUAGCGCAGAAAGAAUUCGUGAAACCGGAAAAUUGGAAGAUAAAUUCUGAUUUUUCUCGAAAAUUUGAACGAAUUUCAUACCAGAAAAACAAAACAUCAUCAUUUUACAUUGUUUCAUUCAUAACAUAUGAUGAAUGAUUCGGUACAAGUAUUAUAAUUUACUUUUUUUUUACUAGGUAAAUUAUGGGUGGCAUUUGUUGCGCUUCAAAUAUUGCAGAUCGUUCUCGUAUCGGUCGAAAAAAAUCCCCUGCAUAAUCAAUUGUAUCAACCGACUUGGUAUGACAUCGAUUGCAUCGUCAUUAUUCACAGUUUGAGCUUCUGAAAAAUGUCCGGAAGUUCAUAACCUAUAUUCACAAUCAAACAUAAACACUUCGAAGAUUAUCUAUGACUUUGGUCACAUCGCGUGUUGCGACCAUUGUAAAUAGACAAAAAUAUGAUUUUCUUAUCAUUUAUUGAUGAUAUUUAAUGGCUAAAAUGAUUGUAAAUAGAAAUUAAUAAAAAUAAUCACGACCACGAGCGCCGCUGUGGUGAAAGUGAUGAUGGUUUUAAAUUUUGCCAUGUGAGCUUAUAGAAGGUUUGUAAUUCUUUCCACAAAUUACAAUGUUAUAAUCAUAAAAGAAUAUUUGAUUGCGAUGAGUUUGUAAGAAAUUUAAUUCUGCGCAAUUUUAUAUAUAACAUGUUAUUUAUUUACCUCUUUCAGUAGUGAAAACUAUAAAAAUGUUGACAAUGGUUGAAUUAAAGAAGGAAAUUCGAGAGCACAAUCAAACACAAGUAGAAAAAUGCACGAUUCCUGCAUGUGAGAACUAUUGGCGAUCUAAUGCAAAAUGUAAACGAUCGCAGAUGCAUCGAUCAAAUGAAGUGGCAACCUUGCCAGCUAACGCAAACCGUAUCCCGCUAGACCCUACCAAGGCGCCUAGAAGUAUAUACUAAGGUGGGCCAACUUGCUAAAACCACUCUUCAGCCAUCUUGGAAGUCUACUGUGUUUUGUUUGUAAACAAAACACAAUACGCUAUUGCCGAAGCUCGCUCGUGAUCAGUCUGUCUCUUUCACGCUACAAGCAAAUAAUUCCCCUUCUACUUUCUUCCGUGCUGUUUUCAUAUACCGCUCCCCUAACCAACUUAGUGACGAAACGGCCUCACCUAGUACCAUAGACCCGUCUUGGACCCUACAUGGCUGAUUCGAAUUACAACUGACAGCGACAGAAACAAAACAAAAACAAAUCUUCUAAUAGCGAAUUCGUUUUUGUUCAGUUUCAACCCCAGUGCCGCACUAACUGCUGUCAAAACGUUUUUUUAAUCACUCAGUUUCGCACUCAGUGUCGCACUAGUUCGCCCCGAAAGCUGUUAGUUUCGCACUGAGAUGUUUCAUGGGUUGGCACUCGGGUUCACCAAUACAAUUAUACUGAACUGUCAAGUUCCGAAUAUUGUUUUGGAAAAUCUAAAAAUAAAGACUAUGAAAAUGGAAAACCUGCUGCUUUUGCUUUUGUAUUAUUGGAAUCGUAAUCCAAUUCGGAUUCUGAUUUUGAAGAGUAGAGUAGACGGCAUUAAGCUACGUGUGCUUUCAUUGGGAGGUGAAAAUAAUGAUGGAUAUUCAGGUGGAAUAAAUUUCAAAAUCAAAAUUAUGAAUGAAAAUUUACUUUAACGUAUCGAAUAUUUAUUUUAUGUGAUUAAAUAAAAGUUUUUUUUCCGAUAUCGCAGAAUAUUGAACGAAAACUGUGUCUAAUGAUGGUUUUAUAUUAUAAUAGUAAUUAUUUGUGGAACAAACAGGAAAUGCAUCGACAAAUGGUUAAGUGAGUGUCAGAACUACAUGUGUUAGGUAAUCAAACAAUAUUAAGUAAAAAUUUUCAUUCAAACUUUUAUAUGUUUACACUGCACUUGGCCCUUCUGAUCUGCAACAGGUGGAAGAGUUGGAGCGUCAGCUACAGCUGUUCAAAAGACAGCUAGGGCUUACACCGCUCCACGGGAGAAAUAUAGAAGUAAGCCAACAUGGGCAAGAUUUGUCGCAGCAAUCAGGAUAUCCACAAAUAGGUAACAUACAGCCUAGAAAUCUAGGCGCCAUUAAAAAGUUCGUCGCUAGUGCGACUACUGGCACAGGUGAAAUAAAUCAAUCCGAAAUCAAUAGAAAUAAAAAACAAAGCGAUAAUAUCACUCCUACGACGAUAUACGAUAGAACCGCGCACAAUAUAUGCAAUUUUAAUGUUCGCGAAUCUGAGCAAACCACUGUGAAUAAUCGUUAUCCUCGUCACACUUCCAACACUGAUCGCGGGCACCCGCGUGAAUCCUUUGCACAUUCGACGCUUAGGAACGUACAUUCAUCGCCAUUUCAUCUACCAGACGACACACAGCGUCGAUCUGAAAAUAACCAGAAUGGACCCACGCCGCAGCAGCUUGCUGCACGACAAUCGUUAGCUCGUGAACUUCCACAGUUCUCGGGUAACCCAGCGGAUUGGCCCAUUUUCAUCUCCAGCUACGAACACACAACGGUGAUGUGUGGGUAUACGAAUUGGGAGAAUAUGCUGCGUCUACAAAGGUGUCUCAAGGGGCCAGCACUCGAAACGGUUCGUAGUCGCUUGGUGCUACCUGCAGUUGUGCCACAAGUCAUUGAAACACUCCGUAUGCGAUACGGACGCCCGGAAUUAUUAAUAAAUGCUUUGUUGGAGAGAGUACGAAAUAUUCCGCCUCUGAAGCAUGACAAAUUGGAAGGGCUUAUCGAGUAUGGAUUGUCGGUGCAAGCCUUUUGCGAUCAUAUCGUGGCGGCCAACGAACAUGCGCAUUUGUCUAACCCUAUGCUUCUCCAGGAGCUCGUUGGGAAAUUACCAGCUGACCAAAAACUAAUGUGGGCUGGGUACAAGCGGAGCCUUGGUGUAGUUGACUUAAAGACAUUCAGUGACUACAUGGAAUGUAUCGUCGGUGAUGCGUCUAGCGUGGUGUUAUUUGAAUCUGAAAGGUCGAAGUCGAGAGGGUACGUUCACUCACAUACGGGGGACGAUGCUGAUGAUCAACCUUUGGCAGUACACAAGCAGAUCGAGUGCAGCUUUUGCAAAGAGGUUGGACAUCGUAUACGAGAAUGUCAGGGGUUCAGAAAUUUAAAUGUCGACGAGCGCUGGCGAAAGAUAAGAGCCAUGUCGCUGUGCCAGAACUGUCUUUUCAAUCAUGGUAGGCGAUCCUGCAGGAGUAGCAGUCGUUGCAAUAUUGCUGGUUGCCAGUUUCGGCACCACCCAUUACUACAUUCGACAAGGCAGAGGGCAGGUCUGCCAACUCAGUUAGCAGAGAGUCAUACUCAUCGAUAUCUUGGAUCGAGUGUUCUAUUUCGAAUCGUACCUGUAACGCUCUAUGGACAAACAGGUGUCGUGAAUACUUAUGCCUUCUUGGACGAAGGUUCAUCCUUGACCUUGAUAGAAGGUGAUAUUGCAGAGCAGAUUGGUGCGAGCGGAACAAUUCAACCUUUGUGUCUUCGAUGGACGGGUAAUACUUCAAGAAUCGAGGAAACAUCAAAAAUAAUCAACAUUACCGUCGGUGGAGUCGGAUCAGAAAAACGCUUUAAUAUGAUAAACGUUCGUACCGUGUCGAGUCUUAAUCUUCCCAGUCAGACUUUUCGAAUGGAGGAAGCUGUUAAGCAGUUUGGCCGUCUCAAGCAGCUCCCAAUAAAAAGCUACAAGAAUGCCGUACCUAGGUUGUUGAUAGGGCUCGACAAUCUUAAUUUAUCUGUUCCGUUGAAAUCAAGAGAAGGCAAAGGGGAGGGACCGGUCGCUGUGAAAACAAGGCUUGGCUGGUGUGUUUACGGGAAACAGUCCCUAGGAGUAGCAAAUCAGUAUAAUCUUCAUGUUUGCGAAUGUUCUUCAAAUAAAGACUUGCAGGAUGCGGUGAAGCAGUUGUACGAGCUUGAAGAGGUCGGAGUGGGCAAUGUAACAUUGCGUUCUAAAGAAGAGCAACGAGCACUAGACUUGCUCGAACAGACGACGGUACGAGUAGGAGAAAAAUUUGAAACUGGCUUGCUCUGGAAGGACGACCAUACAAAACUACCAGAUAGCUGCUCGAUGGCAUUGCGGAGGCUGGAAUGCCUGGAAAGAAAAAUGGCAUGUAAUCCAGUAUUGAAGGAAAACGUUCAUCAACAAAUUCGGGAGUUUGUGGACAAAGGCUAUAUCCAUAAAGCUACGGAGAAAGAAUUGAAGGCAGCGAAUCCUCAGAGAAUAUGGUAUCUCCCUGUGGGGACUGUGGUUAAUCCGAAAAAGCCUGGAAAGACACGUAUUGUCUGGGAUGCCGCGGCGAAAGUUAAAGGAGUUUCGCUGAACAGCGUUUUGCUGAAAGGGCCAGAUCAGUUGGUACCAUUACUAGGCGUAUUGUUUCGUUUUCGACAAUUUAAGAUAGCUGUAUGCUCAGAUGUGAAGAAGAUGUUUCUGCAGAUUUUAAUGCGCGAGACUGACAAGCACUCGCAGCGAAUUUUGUGGCGGGAAGUUCCUACUCGAGAUCCAGACAUUUACCUGGCGGAUGUUGCUACGUUUGGAUCGACAUGUUCACCGGCAUCGGUUCAGUUCGUAAAGAAUAAAAACGCACGCGAACACAGUGACCAGUUUCCUAGAGCAGCUGAAGGCAUUCUACAGAGCACAUACGUAGACGAUUACUUAGACAGUUUCGGGUCGGAGGAAGAAGCGUGUCGUGUUUCCAAUGAAGUUCGCCAGAUUUUCCGUAACGGUGGAUUUCAGUUGAGAAUUGGAUUUCAAAUAAUCAAAAAGUUCUAGAACAUCUUGGGGAAACGCAAUCCUCCUCCAGUAAGAGUAUUAUAAGUACAGUUAACAACACUGAACGUAUACUCGGAAUGUUGUGGGAUCCUCUGACAGACAAUCUAUCUUUUAACACUCAAAUGAGUGGUGAGGUUCAGUCGCUGUUGGAAAGUGGCAAAAGACCGACUUGUCUCUUCAGUUUUAGUCUCUUCAGUUUUAAGAUGUGUCAUGACUUUGUUCGACCCCUUGGGAAUUUUGUCUACAUUUUUGAUCCACGGGAAGAUACUAAUGCAAGACCUGUGGCGCGCUGGAACAGGUUGGGACGAAGAUGUCGGUGACAUUCAAUACGAAGAUUGGUCCAGGUGGAUAAAGUUGAUAUCGUUCAUAACAAAUAUUCGUAUUUCCCGCUGCUAUUUCCCGGAGGCAUCGGCGCAAACUUACAAGGAAGCUGAACUCCAUGUUUUCGUAGAUGCAAGUUUGUUUGCGUAUUCUUGUGCGUUGUAAUUGCGGACGACCAAUGCUGACGGUUCGCCUCAAUGUACUCUUGUUGCUGCAAAGGCCAAAGUGGCGCCGCUCAAACCUAUGACUAUUCCGAAGCUGGAACUGCAAGGAUGCCUCCUGGGGACUAGAAUGAUGAAGUUCGUGUUAACUAGCCACUCUAUUCCUAUAAAAACAGAAAGUGGGUUAUAUCUAUGGUAUAACCGCAAAGGUGACGUAGGACUAUCGUUGAUUUAGAGAUCAUUUGUUUGAAGUUGAAUCUGAAUUCAUUCUAAAUGAAUGAAUAUUUGGAGAACUUCGAAAACGAGAGCGUUACGUUGGAGGCACAAGGUUUUAUGCAUCCAAUAUUGGAUACGGAAAUAUCCUACUG
Toxorhynchites rutilus septentrionalis is the source of this 7323-nucleotide messenger RNA. RefSeq lists its product as uncharacterized. Bases 4221 to 6473 code for a protein of 750 amino acids. The transcript has 2 exons. The record is from RefSeq and is a predicted model, not a curated record. NCBI's taxonomy places the organism in Eukaryota, Metazoa, Arthropoda, Insecta, Diptera, Culicidae.